CACGCGGGUCCCGCCGCGGCGCCCCUCGCUCCCGCCGCCGCCCGCCGCCCGCGCUAAGCCAAUGGACGCCUGCCGAGCCCCUGGAGAAUUCUGGAUACCAGCUUUGGACGCCUAAAGUUUUUCCUUCUUUUUGUUUUAUUACCAUUAUUCUCAUUUUUGGAGGGAGGACGGGGGCAGAUUUGUCGCCGCCACCAACGUGAGAUUUUUUUUUUCCCCUUGAAGGAUUCCUGCUGAUAUCUGCAGAGUCGGUUAGAGUGAAAACGGCGCAUGCCUUCCUGGAUCCGUAAAUUCUGACGUAGCCCGUGCAUCUUAAAACCCCCUAUAAUAACGCCUAGGCAUUUAAGUUGCUAUGGUCAUUCUGAUCUCAAACCAAAUGGAGAAACUACGGAUUUUUUUUCCUUAUUACGGUCGGAUGGGAUGAAGACCUUCCUGCCUGCUGAGAGCCGGGGAAUCUAUCUGUAGAGAUACAUAGAUACGUUUAUCAAUAUGUCAGUGUGUGAGUAUAAAGUGGUGGCUUCUUAGACUAUCCGUGGUUUGACCUUGAACCUGUGCCAGUGAAGCAGCAGAUGACUUUUAUUUAUCCAUUUAAUGGAUUGAAGAAAAGGACCUUUUUUCUCUCUCUGCAACUGCAGUAAGGGAGGGGAGUUGGAUAUACCUCGCCUAAUAGCUCCUGGGUUGGCACCAUCAUUAUUGUUUAUCGCUGUGCUCCGAAAGCCGAGUCUUCUGAUGGCUCCCCUAGGUGAAGUUGGGAACUAUUUCGGUGUGCAGGAUGCGGCACCGUUUGGGAAUGUGCCCGUGUUGCCGGCGGACAGCCCGGUUUUGUUAAGUGACCACCUGGGUCAGUCCGAAGCAGGGGGGCUUCCCAGGGGACCUGCAGUCACGGACUUGGAUCAUUUAAAGGGGAUUCUCAGGCGGAGGCAGCUCUACUGCAGGACUGGAUUUCACUUAGAAAUCUUCCCCAAUGGUACUAUCCAGGGAACCAGGAAAGACCACAGCCGAUUCGGCAUCCUGGAGUUUAUCAGUAUAGCGGUGGGCCUGGUCAGCAUUCGAGGCGUGGACAGCGGACUCUACCUCGGCAUGAAUGAGAAAGGGGAGCUGUACGGAUCAGAAAAACUAACCCAAGAGUGUGUAUUCAGAGAACAGUUUGAAGAAAACUGGUAUAACACGUACUCCUCGAAUCUGUAUAAACACGUGGACACUGGAAGGCGGUUCUAUGUCGCGUUAAAUAAGGACGGGACCCCCAGAGAAGGAACGAGGACUAAACGGCACCAGAAAUUCACACAUUUUUUACCCAGACCAGUGGACCCCGACAAAGUACCCGAACUCUAUAAGGGUAUCCUAAGCCAAAGUUGACAAAGACCGUUUCUUCACUUGAGCCCUUAAAAAGUAACCACUAUAAAGGUUUCACGCGGUGGGUUCUUAUUGAUUUGCUGUGUCAUCACAUCAGCUCCACUGUUGCCAAACUUUGUCGCAUGCAUAGUCUGACGGAGGCGUGGAGGGGACAUACUGAUUUUGUUCUCCAGGCUCGUCCUCUCUCGGGACCCCCUGCCCACUGCUGCCGGGUGGGUGGUGAGCAGAGGGCAGGAGGCUGCAGGGUGAGGGGGUGAGUGGGGCUGCAGAGAGGAGGGAGCAGAGAGGACCAGCCGAUGCAUGUGGGGAUAGAUGCGCUUUCCUGUCCGAUCUCUUGUCCUUCAUCCUCAUCAGCAGAGCUGCCACACCUGGACGCAUCGGGAUCUGGCUGGCGGCCCGAGGGGGGCCCCGCUGCAUUUUCACAGGCAGGAGGGUGCGGUCUGACCGACGAGACUUUCUCGGUUCAUUGUCACGGGUGUCAUCCCAGUGAAUUUAAAGCAAAGACCUCUUAGUUAAAAAAAAAAAAGAAAAAAAAAGAAAAAAAGUUAAAUUUAUUUAUAGAAAUUCCAAAGGCAACAUUUUAUUUAUUUUAUAUAUUUAUUUAUUCUAUAGAGUUUAUUUUUAAUGAAAUAUGUACAGGCCAGAUAGGCACUUUGGAAGCUUUAGGCUCUGUAGGCAUUAAAUGGCAACGUCCGCUACAAACCUGUGGCAUAUUCAUGAAGCGAACGUGGCGUGCAUGGAUGUGAGACACUCAGAUGGCCCUAGUGUCCUAAAGGCGACAAUCGCUUUUGUGCCCAUGUUAUUGUAAACUGAUGCAUACCGUUCAUGACACUGAGUGUCCACUCUUCAGACUGCUUGUUCCAUAGCUUAUCCCAGAGGAUUAAAGAUAAACUGGGUCUCAAACUUUUAUUCUGUGUCUGUAAUAUUUUCUCUCUCAUAAGUUACUUCCUCCCUCAUUGUAACUUCACGGUUGGAAAAUAGAAGGGUUGGUAUAUAUUCUACUUGUCUAAAUGUAUCGCAGAAUAUACCAAAGCUAAACGAUAACUGUGCUUUUAUUUUAGUCGAUCUCCAGAACAACAGGACUCAUAUCAAACAUUGUACUGGUUUAGAAUUCUCAAAAAGGAAAAAAAAAAACAAAAAACUUACUUGGCACAGAUUUUUCUUCUUUUUUAGGGGACAAGAAUCAGAGUCAGAACAACAGGGUAAUUCUUAUAAACUUCUUAUUUGUGCACUUGGCUCUCAAAUGUGAAAUUACACAAGUACCAUAGGGGUUAUUGUAACACCUUUUAUAGAAAAUUGCUCUCGGUGUGACCUGUCAUAAUACCUGGUGAAAGCACCCUUCAAGUAAAACUUGCAAAAUGCAACAUAACUCUCCAUCGAUCAUGACAAUGAGGGGGAAAGUAUAUAUUUGUUGACUGUGUUUUGUUUUUUAAAAUGGUCUUCACAAGCACUCGAUUUUUUUAGAGGGGAGGUUACUCUAUAGGUUAUCUUUUACAAGGCUUUUAUAACAUUUGAUGCUGAACAGCAUAAGAAUACAUAUUUGUUUAGUAGCAAUAAUUUUGAAACUUGCCCUUGGGCAAGGGAGACUAUUUCUUACUAUAUACUAAGGAGAAAAGAGCCAAAUUCUUAAAGCAAUAUUUAAGAAAAAGAAAUUUAUAACAAAUUCUCAUACCACCUAUAACACUUUCUAGCCAUUUGUGUGGGAAAUGGAAAGUGACAGUUAAACAAUGUGUUGGGAUUUAUGUAACUAAUGUUAAGAUUUAAUAUUCCAACUUUGUUUUGCUCUGAUGCACAUUCUCUGUGAAAAAUAGAAGUGUGCCACUGGUGGGUCAAAGCUGUUUCGAAGUAGAAGCACCUGGCUGGUUGUCAUGAGCGUGGGGGCCCAUCUCUGGUCCAAAGGGCAGAAAGGACAGGGCCUCCUGUGGAUGUGCAUUAAAGAAAAACUAAGUCCAACAUUUGGAAUUAAGAAAUAUGCUGGGCGGGGGGAGGGGACAGAAGCAAUGUAAAAUAGCUGAUUUGUGGUAAAAGUCAGAAUGUCCUCUUCAUUUAUUUUCUUGUUUCUUUUUUUUUAAAACUUUCUUAACGGAAACUGCAUUUAAUUCCAAGAGGUAGUAUUCUUAUUUAUUAUUUAACCCUUUGCUGCUGCUAAAAUGUGCACAUAUUCAGGCUUUAGUUUUUCCAAAAGGCAUUUAAUCUUGUUGGCUGAAAAACAUUAAACAUCUGAUCACAGGGAAGAAUCAAGUUUCUAGGAUGUCAGAGGUACAAUAUUUAGCACCGAAGAAAUUGAUUUUAGGAAAUAGCCAAAAGUAAUCUUAAAGUAGCAUGAGAUGCUAGAUUAAUCAGCCUAAAAGAAAGAAAACGAUUUGUGGAAAAGACUAAACUCUCCAAGCAUUCCUAGAAAAUGCUACUUUAACGUCGACUUUUGGAGUUAUUUUGUUUUGGUUACUUUUUUUUUUUUUAAAAAGAAAAACAAAAUGUUAUAUGCUUUUGGCAAUUGAUAUGAUAAACUGUAAUGGUCUGUAAAUAAAUAAAUACUGACUUAUGCAAUUUCUGUCCAUAAGUGUUCUGGGAGAGUAGAUGGCUCAGGGUUUUGUUGCGGGCGCUGUCCUGCUGGGCUGCAGAGCGAGUCGCCCCAGCUCCUGGCUUUGCAACUGGUUCUUGUCAUAGGGACCCAAGGCUGUGGCUGGCUGCUCAAACCUCUGUGGAAUGAUGGGUCCAGUUUUCACAAACACAAGCCCGGCCAGCCAAACCGCUAUGUCGUUUGUGCCAACACUGCACCUUGGUCACAGACUUAACAGGCACGGACUGACCCACCCCCCCAUCUGUCAUGAGAAUGUCCCCAGGCGGUGCCGACGUGCCAGGUCACCUUGGGGCACCUGUCCCUGCCAGGUCCUGUUCUGUGGAUAAGUGGACGGCUUCCGUUUAUGGUUUUCAUUCGAUUUCAUCUCAUUAACACAACAUUGUGUUAUUUACUUGAUAAUCUGUAAUUGUAUGUAAAUACAUAAAGGAUUAUGUAAUUUGUGUAAAUACAUAAUUACAGACUUUGGAAAACUGGUAUUUUUUACUUGAUGUCCAUGUUGGAGCUGCUUCCGAUUCUGUGCCUACGUGAACCAAUGGAAUUUUAAAAACACGAUCUCCUUGCUCUUACAGCUGUUGCGUGUGUGUUGAGGGACGAGGGGGUGUGUGGCGAUGAUGGGGGGGAAGAGACGCAUCCGGAUGUCCUUUCUUUUCUGUAAGCGUUAGAUGAGGGAGCGCGGAAGCUUCUGGGAUAAAGAUUGAUGAACUUGCAUCAAGCAAAACGCAGUGUGUACGCACGUUGACGUGGAUGGUGAGUGGACAGAGGCAUAUUGUCCGAGGUCAAAUUCUGUUUGCUGCAUCGUUUGACCUCGAAAUGUGCCGGAUUUAGAUCCACUGUUUGUGGUCACUUGCAUGAAAGAGCAAUGAAGCGGCGGGGGUCGGGGAAUACGCCAGAUGGAUUCAAAAGAUGCGUUCGCCAAGCCCCUGUGUCUGCGUGUGCGUGUGCGUGUGUGUGUGUGUGUGUGUGUGUGAUACACGCGACGUAAUACCCGCGGGCAUCCAUAGACAUUUCACAUUUGAAAAUUGAUACUUUAUUGUUGCAGGUGGGGUGGGAGGAAUUACGUGUCGGUCAGUAAGUAGCCCUGCGUUCCGGGCUUUGGGUGUGGAGGGCGGGCCUGACUGCGGGCGAGAGCCGCGCCCCACGUGGCUCCCCGCUCUACCUGCCCCGCCCCUUGGCAGCCGCCUCCCUUAGGUCUUCAGAAGAAUUUUUCUUGUGACGUCUUCUUCACCGGGGGGAGCGUGCAGAAAUGAGAAACGGCCUCUUCUAUAAUUUUCUCUGGAAAGAAAUGAUGACGAGUGUUCUUCACGUGUGUGUGUGUUCUACGUCUCGGCGCUGCACCAGCUCGUACUCGGCAGGUUCGUGGACGCCGGCUGUAAGGUCGGACGGUGUUGUGAGGGCCACCAGUGAGGCAAAGAAAACACCGAGGAGAGGCCUCUUUGCUACUUUGGUUGGUCGUCAAAGAGAAAAUUCAUACUUAGGUUUCUCAUUUCUCUCCAACUCUAUUCCGGCAUAUAUCUUGGAAAACAUUUUUAAAACAACUUUAAUGAAAACGAGUUGUAGGCAUCCCUGAUAUCUCAGUACCUCUUGGCCAGAUGUGCUGGUAAAUGGCUCUUGUUUUUUCCCAUCCCCUUCUGAAGAUGCUUCUGUUUGCGGUUUUGGUGAUGAUUCCUGUUGUCAUUAGUGGACUUAGCUGGGAACAUUUGAUCCUGGGAACGAAAGAGUUAAAAGACAACGUGUAAAGGGGACAUUCAGAGCUGAGCAUCUGAGUCUGCCCUCCGCACACAGUGGAAGCGCAAGUAUUACUGACAACGUUCACGGCCCGGCUUGGAGAAACUUAUCGGAAACACACUCACGCAGGCUUUUUCCUAAGCAUUUUGUGGGAUGUGGCAAAGCAUUCUGUAAACUCCACCCGGCUGUUGCCUUUCGCUUCUAGUGUCUGCGGGUGUACAGGGUUGGUCCAUGACAGCUUUGGGAGAUUUCUGUUUCUGAUUCAUAAAAAGAGGGCUUUUCCUAGUCCAUGAAGAUGUUAGCAUUAUAGCUGCUCUUUCAGAAGGAAGCGGUACUCCGAACAUCUCUUCGCUCCAUGGCUGACCAAAUCCUGCCCCCUCCCUCCCUUCCUGUUUUUCUUUUCCUCCCUCCUUCCCUCCUUCCUUUGUCAUAUUGUGGAGCUGGCAUCAGCAGCAAAAGGACAGGCAUGGUCUCUGAUGGUACACGGAACUUAAACCACAGGCAUCCUGAGGUGGUGUGAGGGACCCUGGGAUGGGAGGGUACCGGGGGCCGUGGGACAUCCGUGCAACCCCUAUGGACUUUUGAGGGCCUGAGGUCGUCAUGUCUGAGCUGAGAUGCGAAAGAGCAGGAGGUACAAGAGGGAGAGCUUAUAGUCACUGGCUUUCUAACCGUGUCAAGAUGAAGUGCUUUGUUCUUGGAGAAUCUGGGCUCAUUGGAUCUUUUACUGACGUUUCCUGGGUGCCUGUGAUGGACCCUGAGGAUAUGAAAAGUGCUGGCUGAUUGGCCAGCAUCGGUCGUGGCUUUGGUUCCUGGAGAUGAAGGGGACCAGUCUUUAGUCAGACCAUCUCUGCUGCCCUGUGCCUACCGGGGCCACGCUCAGAACGCUCUUUGGCUACUUUCGAUUGCUAUUCAGAGGAAGGUGACUCUAUUGGUUUUUGUUAAUAUUACUCGCUUUAAUUUUCCCCUUCCACAUUUACCUCAUGUCACAGGAAAAAUUCACAACAGACUAGCAGUGAAAAUAUAGGGUAACAAAAGAGGUGAAAAUAUAAUCUUUAAAAUACCCACUUCAUUCCUUCAAUAAAUAUGUACUGAGCAGCUGCUAUGUGACAUGGAACAGUGCUAAGGAUAUUGUAGAGGAAAAAAAGACAAUAUUUUGAUCUUGCUACUUAAUACCAGGCUGGGUUCUAUGUCAAUUGUUAUAUCAACAUGCAGGUUAAGAUACUGUAGGACUGGGAUGCCCACGUUAUAAGGCAAUUAGGAUAAUGUUGACAAUUUUCCAUGGACUUCACCUGUCUUCAGCUAUGUAUUCAAUUUACAUGAAUAUAUAAGAACCCAGUUAGGUGCAGACCCAUUCAAGUCCUAUUGUUUUAAGUAGGACAGCGUUUUCUAUUUUGUUUACUUUUUAAAAUAUUCUUUUCCAUUACGGUUUAUCACAGGAUACUGAAUAUAGUUCCCUGUGCUCUACAGUAGGACCUUGUUGUUUAUCCAUUCUAUAUAUAAUAGUUUGCAUCUGCUAAUCCCAACCUCCCACUCCAUCCCUCCCCCACCCCCGGGACAGCGUUUUAAAAAUGUGUCCUCAAAUUUGAUGAUACAGAUUCUUUCAGUAGAUGAUCUCCUCCUUGGCAGUAAAUGAGUUCCUUUUGAAAUAGAGGCCGUCCCAUUUUUCCUUCCUUGGGAAAAUCCAAAGGAAAAGGAACCGCAAUUCCAAAAGUUUAUCAAUUACACAUUUGGCUGUCUUUUAAGGAUACCAGGACUCUGAAGCUACAAGAACCAAUGAAGCUUUGGAAAAUACCUCAUCUCCCUUACAACCCACCUCACUGAAAUAUAAAUGGGCGUGUAACAGUAGCUUUUAUACCACAGAGAUGAAAUUAUACAUCUCGGUUAGAGGGAUAAAACUUUUCGUCUUCACCAGAAUUAAAAAUCUGUAGUUAAUCAGCUUCCGGCUUCCCCUGUGGCUUCGGUUUCCUCUUCUAGUUGUAGGGGUGUCGUGGCUUCCCACUCUCUUGGGUCUUCCCCUCUCUGUCCUACAUUUGAAGAGUAGAGAUGCUUCGGUGCCUGUUACAGAAUAAGUAGAACAGGUGGGAUGUGAUGGGUGGUCUUUAGAAUUUCUCCAGCAGAGUUUUAUGAUGUUGAGUUUGGUUUAGGGAACGAGGGCUAGUUGAAUUACAGCAGCAUUCAAAGCAGGACAUAUUGGCAAGAAAAGAAACUCUCUGUCCUUCAGGAGAUAUGCUGUGACUGUCCCUGGAUGGAGAAACCUAAGGGCAGAACAUUUCCCUGACGCUGCCAUUCACCCAAUGUCGUACCACCAAGAGAUCAGAUGGGUGCAAAGUUUGAAAUCAGACUAUUUCUUCUGAUGAUCUGCUUCAAAGAAGCAAUUUAAAAUUUUGUGGUGACUCUAAUGUGCCUAUACCCAUGCUUCCUGUUUCUUCCUCUGGCCUAUUUCCUAUUCAAGAAGGCUGGAUUCUACUAGUCUCAUCUCAGAGCUUUCAUUUGGUUCCAGAUGCAAAGUGCUAUUUCUUUCAAAAUGUAGAUUAUUAACAAUGCUUCCUGCUGAAGUACAUGAGUUAACUUGCCUGAAAAUACAGUCUAGUCACGUCAAGUCCUUUUCCAUGAGCCAUUGCCCCAUUCUGCAUUCCACAUGGUCCUAAACGUGUUCCCAAAUGCAUCAGUUCCUUGAGAUGGCCAGACUUCUCUCAGACGAGCUGUUCUGUUUCCUAAUUAGCUGGUUGCUAUAGACACUUGGGUCAUGUUUUUUUUCAAAUAGUAGGAGCUCAAAUUAUAGGAAAACUAACAAUAAAAUAGAAAGAAUAAAUAUUAUUAUUGUAGUUGGGAUAAAUAAAAGUUAUUUUUUUGUAGUCAUGGGUCACAUUUGAUUCUUUAAAUUUUUUAAACCGUUUAAAAUUGGUCAACUAUUGAGUUUUAUUCUUAGAGAAACCCAUGAUUUUUCAACAUGUCUAUAUAAUACCCAGUGGAUUAUUUAGAACCUGGCCAGAAUUUAAGUGAAGGGAACUUUUCCCUGAAGCUCAUUAAUUUAUUAAGCAAGCAAAUGUUGAUAUAUACCAUAUUCUGGGAUUAUAAAGUAAAACAGAAUUGUUAAAAUUUGUCUUCAUAUGCAAUGUGAAUAUGUAUUGACUCACUUAGCUUGUGCCUACCUCUUGUGAAAGUGUCAUGAUUUUAUCGUCAUAAUUUUCUUCUUGUCUCCUUUAUAUAAAAUAUCACUUCUCCCUGGAGAAGACGACUGGGAUGUGGUUUAAAACAGAGUGUCAUCUCCUUAAAGCAGGUACUUUAUACUGUAAUGGACUUGUGCCAUUUGGAGAUCUUCUUUUGGUUCCCAUUCAACUGGAUGCUUGCAAUUGUUCUCAAAGGAAUUCCCUCUUGGUUUGACUUUGAACUGAAAAAUGUCUCUGAAAAAUAAAA
This is a messenger RNA of Globicephala melas (long-finned pilot whale), 9073 nucleotides long. RefSeq names its product fibroblast growth factor 9 (gene FGF9). Gene Ontology annotation, biological process: animal organ morphogenesis; fibroblast growth factor receptor signaling pathway; cell differentiation. Gene Ontology annotation, molecular function: growth factor activity; fibroblast growth factor receptor binding. The record is from RefSeq and is a predicted model, not a curated record. NCBI's taxonomy places the organism in Eukaryota, Metazoa, Chordata, Mammalia, Artiodactyla, Delphinidae. Gene Ontology annotation, cellular component: cytoplasm.